AAGAUGCAGUGGACCCCAGAGCACACACAAUGGGCAGAGCAACACUUUGACAUCUCAUCCACUACCCGCUCGCCAGCACACAAAGUAGAGGCCUACCGGGGGCACUUACAGCGAACGUACCAGUAUGCGUGGGCAAAUGAUGACAUCUCUGCACUGACUGCCUCCAAUCUGCUUAAGAAAUAUGCAGAGAAGUACUCUGGGAUCCUAGAGGGCCCAAAUGAAAGAGCCCUGCUGUGUUCCUACUCUGAUAGCACCACUGGACUCAUGAAUGGACGAAAGUCAGAGAAUGAGUCCUGGCAGGAGGGGAUUUACCCAAUGAACUGUGCUCCAGAUGUUAUAUCUGUGAGCAAAGCUGGAAUGACAGCUGCCCUACCCCCUACAGAUGUGUCGGCUAGCAUAGGCAGCUCCCCGGGGGUGGCCAGCAGCUUGUCUGAGCCGAGCUAUUCCAGCAGUAACUGUGGGAGCCACACAGCCACUACUCUCCACUCGGGCCUCACCUCUCAGGAAUAUACUGCCAGCUACAACGGCUCCUACCUGCAUUCUGGCUACAGCGGCCAGAGUACCCCAGCCCUCCCCUCCCCACACCCCUCUCCUUUGCACAGCGCUGGGCUCUUACAACCACCGCCCCCACCUCCUCCCCCCACCUUAGUGCCGAGCUACAACGCUGGGUCUCCAAACCUUCCCAACUACAAUUAUCCUCCAACAGGGUACCCUUCUCAGACUAGUGUUGGCCCUGGUUAUAGCCCUGGGGGAGCGCCCCCUCCUUCAUCUUAUCUGCCGUCCGGUAUUGCAGCUCCAACACCAAUCCCUCCCUCUACACUGCCUGGCUACACCUACCAGUCCCAUAAUCACACACCAAUUGCACCAACACCUUUGAAUGGCAGCACAUCCAACUCAUUAAAACGAAAAGCUUUCUACAUGAGCGGACAUGGAGAUAUGGACUCUAGCUUUGGCAAUUUCAACUACAACCAACAGCGCUCUUCACAGAGCCCAAUGUACAGAAUAGCAGACAGCAGUAUUUCAGACUCAAACAGGGGCAACGGCUUUGACAGAAAUGCAGAAGCAUCAUCUUUAGCGUUCAAGCCAACCAAACAGCCAAUGUCUUCUGAUCAACAAAGAAAAUUUAUUAUACACUCUGGCAGAGCACUAACUCCUCCAUCCUAUGGAUCAACCAAAAGCUCUGUGGGGGAUCUCAGAACUGGUGAGCCCUACAGCAAGUUUGGAUCCCCCAUCAUGAGCGAGCAAACUGAAGAGCACAGACAGCACCACUCUCACUCCCUAACAGGGCCUGAUAUUGGUACGGCUACCUCGUCCAUCCAUGCUGCGGAGGAACAACUCAAGAACAGUGACUCCAACCUGGUGGAGAUGGUGACCACAGAGAUCCUCCAGCAGGGCCCUCCAGUGGACUGGAGCGACAUUGCAGGUCUGGAUAUGGCCAAAGCAGCCAUCAAGGAGGAGAUACUAUGGCCCAUUUUAAGGCCAGAUAUGUUUAGUGGACUUGCCACAUUACCUCGGAGCCUCCUUUUAUUUGGACCUCAGGGAACCGGUAGAACGCUGCUGGCCCACUGCAUGGCCAGCCAACUGGGGGCUGCCUUCUUGCGACUCAGCAGCUCGGCUCUGGUGACCAAGUGGCUCGGGGAAGGGGACAAGAUCAUACAGGCUUCUUUCCUGGUGGCCCGGUGUCGCCAGCCAGCGGUUUUGUUCAUCAGAGAGGUAGACCUGCUGCUGUCAGCCCAGCUCAGUGAGGACAGCCCAGUGAGUCGCCUCAAGGCUGAGCUCCUCAUGCAGCUUGACAGUAUUCUGACCUCUGCUGAGGACCAUGUCCUUGUGGUCUGCUCCACCAAUAAGCCUGAGGAGAUCCCAGAGUCCCUACGGAGGUACUUUACCAAGCGACUGCUCAUCCCCUUGCCUGAUGGGACAGCACGACAUCAGAUAAUCAGCCAACUGCUCUCACAGCACAACUACUGUCUUAGUGACAAAGAGAUGUCACUACUGGUUCAGAGGACAGAGGGCUUUUCGGGACUGGAUGUGGCCCAGCUGUGUCAAGAGGCCGUGGUAGGUCCUCUCCAUGGCAUUUCUGGUCCUGACCUGUCAAGCAUCCAUCCCACUCAGAUGAGACCAGUCUCCUACCAAGACUUUGACAAUGUGUUUUGCAAAUUCCAGCCCAGCAUAUCACAAAAAGAACUUGACAUGUACACUGAGUGGAAUAAAAUGUUUGGUUGUAGUCAAUGA
Messenger RNA from Chelmon rostratus (copperband butterflyfish), 2232 nucleotides. It is a transcript of the gene fign, whose product is annotated as fidgetin. Bases 4 to 2232 code for a protein of 742 amino acids. Lineage: Eukaryota; Metazoa; Chordata; Actinopteri; Chaetodontiformes; Chaetodontidae. The record is from RefSeq and is a predicted model, not a curated record. Gene Ontology annotation, molecular function: ATP hydrolysis activity; microtubule severing ATPase activity; ATP binding. The transcript has a single exon.